This is a messenger RNA of Linum tenue, 1536 nucleotides long. The record is from the annotation of a GenBank genome assembly. Lineage: Eukaryota; Viridiplantae; Streptophyta; Magnoliopsida; Malpighiales; Linaceae.
AUGGAGGAGAUCAGCUGGAUCAUAGUCGCCAUCAUCACCUCCCUUGUAUCUUCCCUAGCUCUCCUGAUCUGCAAAAACCACCUCUUCCCAUCUCACAACAAGCUCCCACCAGGACCCUUCUCCAUCCCAAUCAUCGGCACCUUGCUCUGGAUGCUGAGGAGCAAAGGAUUCUCCGACCUCGAACCAGCACUCAGGAAGCUCCGCGCCAAGUACCACUCCAUCGUCACAAUCCGCAUCUUCUCACGUCCGGCCAUCUUCAUCUUCUCCCACUCCCUAGCCCAUCAAGCCCUCAUCCAGGAUGGCGCGGUUUUCGCCGACAGACCACCUGCUCCACCUCUCACCAUAAUCACCUCUUCCAACCAGCACAACAUCAGCGCUGCCUCCUACGGCCUCACAUGGCGCCUUCUCCGCCGCAACCUCACUGCUCAAGUCCUCCACCCUUCCCGCGUCAGGUCCUUCUCCCGCGCCCGCUCAUGGGUCCUCCACAUCCUCCUCCGCCGCCUCCGGGACCACCAGAGCAGCCUGAGGCUGAAGGAUCACCUCCACCACGCCAUGUUCGGCCUGCUGGUGCUCAUGAGCUUCGGUGACAAGCUGGAUGAGGGCCAGAUCGAGGAGGUGGGACGAGUUCAGAGGAGCAUGCUGCUGGGAAUGCAGCGCUUUCAGAUACUCAACCUCUGGCCGGGAAUAACUAGAUUCCUCCUCCGCCGCCAGUGGAAGGAAUUUCAUCAACUCCAUCAUGAGCAGCAUCGGGUUUUUCUCCCUCUCAUCAGAGCUAGGAGGGACAAAGUUGGAAAGGUGGAGGAAGAACAAGCACUGAGCUGCUACGUGGAUUCAUUGCUUGAAGUGGAGCUACCAGAUGCUGAAGACGGUGGCAACAAGAGAAAUCUUACCGACGAUGAGAUUCUGAGCUUGUCCACCGAGUUCCUCAGCGCAGGGACUGACACAACCACCACAGCAUUGGAGUGGGUCAUGGCGAAUUUGGUGAAGUACCCUGACGUUCAGGAGAAGCUGUUUCGGGAGAUUGAAAGCAUGGUGGAAGGAAGUGAGGAGGUUUCGGAGGAGGAGUUGGGGAAGAUGAAGUACCUGAGGGCAGUGAGCUUGGAAGGAUUGAGGAGACACCCGCCGGCCCAUUUCGUGCUCCCUCAUUCCGUGACGGAGGAUACGGUGCUGGACGGCAAGUUUAUGAUCCCCAAGAAUGCUGCUGUGAACUUCAUGGUGGCAGAGAUGGGGUGGGAUCCUCAGGUUUGGGAGGAUCCCAUGGCGUUCAAGCCGGAGAGGUUUCUGGAAGGUGGUGAGUUCGAUUUGACUGGAAGCAAGGAGAUCAAGAUGAUGCCUUUUGGUGCUGGAAGGAGGAUGUGUCCUGGGUAUGCCCUAGCCAUGCUGCAUCUCGAAUACUUUGUGGCUAAUCUUGUGUGGAACUUCAGGUGGGAAGCUGCUGGGGAGGUUGAUCUGACGGAGAAGCCUGAGUUUACCGUUGUUAUGAAGCACCCACUCGAAGUUAAGUUGUCCCCCAGGGUUAAAGCAUCUUCGCAGUAA